GGCCCUUAGUGCUAUAUUCGGUCCGGAACAGUUCAAGCGGUUUAAUAUGGUAUCAUGGGCCACCCUCACAAACAAAUCAGGCUUCAAAGCUAGUCUCCAAUUAAUGAGUCCCAUAGUUUACGUCAAGGGGGUCACCUCCCUUGAAAGGUCCCUCUCCAAUGAUUCGGUCUUGAGGGGUACGGUCAUAUUGAGCGUCACCAGGCCAUUAAAGGUGUGGGACGUUCGUAUCGGGUUUGAGGGGUACCAGGCGAAAGUUAAAGGCGAUAACCAGAAGCUGCAACUUGAAGAGGUGACAUUCAGAGGUGAGGAAUGUUUGUGGAAGUUGGGCAGUGCACAGGGGUUUGAUCCAGUUGUUGAUUGCUGGGAAAGUAUUUCAUCCCUCAGAGAGGAGAAUAACUGCGAAUAUCUCUCGCCUGGAAGUUACAGCUACCCGUUUCAGUUUGUCGUUCCUUCGGAUACCCCAGAGACCCUUCUUACGGAGUAUGGUGGUUAUAGCUACAAAGCUGUCGCUCAGAUAACGUAUUUUGAAAAGUCCUUGAAGCGACAUAAGACAAUCAGCCAGCUGGUGGUGAUUGUACGAACCCUCCAAGAAAACUCGUUGUUGGUCAACCAAGCGAUUGUUUCGACUGGCGACUGGCGAGGCCUACUUCUGUACAGUGUCUCAGUGAGCAACAAAUGCAUUAAACAAAACUCCAGCGUCGGCGUUUCCAUAAAGUUAGAUGCAAUCGUACCCGGCGGUUAUAACGUAUUCUCUGUGGUCAUCUCAUUGCACCAAACAAUCAGAUGUUCGGUUCACGGCAUGCAAGACGAACUGGGCAAAGAGCAAGGGAGAAACUUUUACUCCAACACGACGUCGGUUAGAUUGCGGAAUCAUUACUUGUCAAGGAACGAUUUCCAGCCCGACGGUUCGGUGGAUUUGCACUGGGAGUUGCCGAUCAAGAAAAUUAUCGUGGAUAAUCAGACCUCAACCCCCCAGCCGCUAUUUCCAUACACCUUCCACAAAGCGCACGACACCAUCAAGAUCACACAUGUGCUCAAGACCGCGGUGGUCCUCCAGCAGGUCAACGAGAUCGACCCCGAGAGUGGUGCCAAGUUAAGGCCAAUAGAUCUUAACAGGGGGCUUGUAAAGGAGUGCUUUCCCGAAUAUCGAUCUGGAAAAGUCCCAAGGCAGAUAGUACCAUAUCGUAGUGUCACCUCGAUGACACCGUCUGCCUCCACCCUGGCUGUCAACCAAAAGGUUGAGCUUACGUUGAGCGCACCGGUGGUUCUCCUUAGCAGUGAUAGCUACGAUUUGGUUCCACCCCCGUAUGACGAUGCAUCGUAUGACACGGUCUCGAGUAGCAGCUCAUGGUUUAAGAGUAUGCGCGAAUCCGAGGCUAUGCCUCCGAGCUACCUUGUUUAGCACGGCGUUUGGCCCUGGAAAAUACCCCUUUGCUAAGAUUAAUAGUUU
This is a messenger RNA of Babjeviella inositovora NRRL Y-12698, 1450 nucleotides long. RefSeq lists its product as uncharacterized. The coding region runs from base 47 to 1402 and encodes 451 amino acids. The record is from RefSeq and is a predicted model, not a curated record. The transcript has a single exon. Gene Ontology annotation, molecular function: protein-macromolecule adaptor activity; ubiquitin protein ligase binding. Gene Ontology annotation, cellular component: cytosol; cytoplasm; plasma membrane. NCBI's taxonomy places the organism in Eukaryota, Fungi, Ascomycota, Pichiomycetes, Serinales. Gene Ontology annotation, biological process: ubiquitin-dependent endocytosis.